AUGGAUAAAAAGGUUUCAGAUAGCGCUGUGAGCGUUCUGCAACAGCGCUGCGAACUGUUGACUCGCAAAGUACGCUUUCUUCCCGUUUGGUUGUUUAAACAACGACAUUUCGUUUUAUGUGCAUGUGAACUGUAAGUAUCUAGUUUUCUCUUUUCGUCAUGGCAGCCAUAUUUCAUUCCUGAGACGUGCAUCCUCCUGAGACAAGCCAUUUUACACGCAACCGACACUAGGUAACUCUUUAGGUCUCAGGUGCCAAGUAAUACUCAACGCGUCUUCCUCUGGUUACCUUUUUCGAUGUGCCAUCCCGCAUACAGGUCCGCGCCAGGUGGCCUGGGAAGGGAGCGUUAUAUUUCAAACCGCAGAGCUCAUCACUCACUUUAUGUAGACCUUUAAAUUGUUGACGACGCAUAGUCAGUAUCCUGAAGUAUUUCAAGUAUUUUGGCAUUAUGUUGCAUGUCAAUAUCACAGCUCCACCUAAGUGAACUUUUAUAAUCGAAAGCACAUUUCGGAAUUCCGGUUGACAUUUCAUGGGAUAAACCAGCUACUGUACUUCGGCCCUUGUGCUUUGGACGGUGCUUUGAGCUGAAUCGGAGAUUUCGUGUGACCCCUUUGUCUGAAGUGUUAUCCCAACGGCCAGUUUAUUGUAUUUUCUGUAGGGUUCAAAUAAGACCUUAUUCCUAGACAAGAGAAGCAAGGUGAGGACCACCUGCACCAAGCCCUACUUUUGUAGUUUUAUCCCAAGCAAAUGUGUUUAUGCAUCUUCAUUAGUGUUGUUGCCUUUUCUUUAUUCCUUUUUUAAAAAGGUCUUUGAAUACACGGUUUAUCAUGACGCAGUUCCAGGCUUAUUGCUUAGUUAAAUAACCUGUAGCAUGUACCUAAUCAGAAUACAAGAGGCAACGUGUUAUUUCCAUUGAUGAAUGUGAAACUCUCGAUCACAUUGCUCCAUAUUGACGCGAUUGGGGUAGAAAAGACUGCGAGACCCCACUAAGUUCUCAUCAACUUAAUUAUGUUUCGGUUUUUAUCAUUAACCUACUGUCAUCCUCGGUAACCGAAAUACUUUCAAGGGAUUGUCUUUUGGGUCUUUAUGAUUUCCUUAACGCAUUAUAUUUUUUCGGUUUCUAAUUUGACAGAUUGAGAACUUCGCACUUAUAAGUACUGUUCUUCAGAAGAAGACCGACAAGCUUGUUGAGUUGCUCAAUGACAAUAGAGACUACUCCGGCCUUAUCACUCGGGAGUAUGAUGAAGUCUCGAACGACAUCAAUUCUGUUCAGGCUGUCAUCGAGAAAUAUACUACUGAGCUAGAGGAGAUCCGAUUCAAGAUCGAACAGUUUGCAGAGGGUGAAGACAACAAAGCGCUUAAGCCCACCUCACCAAGCACCUAUCUGACCUCGCAACAUCACCAGCCCCUAAGUCCGUAUGAACUGACAAGGUUUCGCUUGCGAGCACAUCUCCCUGAUAAUCAAUUUACUAUGGUUGAAGUUCGUCCAGGGCAGAAGAUAAGCCACGUACUCGAGAAGAAGCUCGCAAAUCGUGGUUUUCAUACAAAUGAAUUAUCCGUAUAUGGUGCAUGUACGAGGUAAACAAUAACCGCCAUCAUUGACUUUCAUCAUUUCAAGGAGACCAAUCUCAUGGGAUGAUGAUGCUGUGCAGGUUUUUUUAACAGAAGAAGAUAUAGUCGUGGAAUUCAACUGCUUCAGUGGCAAACGCAGACCCCGUCAUGCAUUGCAAAGGAAGACAUUCUUUGAGAAACAGCAGUGCUCUAUUUGCUCUAAGUUUGUUAUAUACGGUAGGUCGUCUAAGGUGGUUUUAAUGCCAUUUGUUAGGUGCUAUAUGCAAGAUUUGUGGCUACGUUUUCCACCAGCGCUGUAUUUCCAGACUUGAAAAGCUUCCUGACGAAGAAAGUCAAGGAGAUAUCCAUCUGUGGGACUUAUGCCGAUUGUACGUUUCUCACAUUAGACUGCACAUUUUCAGUUAAACUUCCGCUCGCAUUUGCAUUGGGCGAACUUUAUUUUUCACUUUUUUUGUAGACUGACUUGCACAGGCCAACAGAGCUCUGAUUGGGUCCAAAAUCUGCAAUCCCAAACGCCAACCCUAGUCCGACUUAUAGGAACUGAUUUAGUUCGUUGCGACGAAGAUAUUGGCCACGCUCAUCUCUACGAUGUUCAUUCGGGGCUGAUAAGGCUAGGUUGUAAUCAACUUGCACCUCCUUUGCACCUCACUGCAAAUACGCGCGAACGUUCAUCUUCGAGUCCGAACGUUUCUAAUAUCCUUGUUCCUCAACUUCAACCAUUCCCGGAAAAGAUCCUUCAGGUAUACUUGCUCUAGGAUAUUUUGGUCCCUAUAUUCCCAUAACCGACUAGACUAUAGGGUCUACUUACCAUCUUUCUGUUUGUGAAUUGUAGACCCGUUGAACUAACAGAGACUACUGAUGUCGAGCGGAAAUACAUUGGAAAACUAUAAAUAUAUUUAUGUAUAUGCGGAAUGAGGCACCGACAAAGACAAGAGAGAUUGCGAUGACUGUCUAUGAAAUACUAGCCGUGCCAGCUUUACUCAACCCCAGGUUUACAGGACCUGAGAUUCGAAUCCGCCUUCUUUGGUCAUCAAGCGUUAAGUCCCGCGCUCUAAAAUCGGGCCACGGGCUCGUUGUCCUGUUUGUUGUGUUUGGGAAUAUUAACUGCGUUGAUAGUGCUUUCAUUGAUUAGGUUACGGGGGUAUGCUAGGGCUGUAGAUUAAGCCUCAAGGUACAAUGGGACGAGCAUGUUCUGUGACAUGAUUGGCGGACACGCUUCCAACAACGAGCCUGUGACACAAUGACUAGAGCGUUGGACUAAUAAUCAACAGAGCGUGGGCACGAGCCCCAGGUGUCCUUGAACCUGGGAUUGGGCAAGGCUGGUGGACGGCUAUUAAGCUGGUCAUGACCAUCUCCUUUUCUCUUGUCUAUUCGUUCUGCAUAUAUAUGUAUAUAAUGAAGAUCGAAUAAACCCAAAACCGUACUGUAUCAAUCUACCCGCAUACGCUGUCGUCCCUCCUCCCUGCCACCUGGCCUGGCAGUUGGCUGCCUGUUCAUGACUUUUGCCACCCAUACGGAGUUCAAUGGUUUCGGAAAACCGUUAGGUCAGUGUGCACCUAUCGCUGCCCGAGUAUAUACAUAUAUAUAUAUUGGAAGGUAGGCAUCCCAAGAAAUAUAAGUUGAAGGCAGAGGCGUUCUUUGGGAAAAGGUACUUUAUUGCGUGAAUUUUCGACGCCGGUUCCCCAGGUCGUCGUCAGACGCAGACUAAAAGUAAAUGUGCCGAAAACAGUUAACAUCUGGCAGUGCACAUGAAAAAAUCGAUAAUCGUUCGCAUUUGCGCCCGUGAGCGGCCGCUAUUUGCGUCAUUCCGUCCCGAUUGGCUCUCGUCUCUUCCAUUUCUCCUUGAGACUUUUGUACGCGGCGUCCAACUCGAUGUGACGGUUGAUGCACGAUUCAUCCGAGUGCAUGGCCUCAAGGAACUCUCGGCCUUUCUUGAAAGAAAGGCCGAGAGUUCCUUGAGGCCAUGCACUCGGAUGAAUCGUGCAUCAACCGUCACAUCGAGUUGGACGCCGCGUACAAAAGUCUCAAGGAGAAAUGGAAGAGACGAGAGCCAAUCGGGACGGAAUGACGCAAAUAGCGGCCGCUCACGGGCGCAAAUGCGAACGAUUAUCGAUUUUUUCAUGUGCACUGCCAGAUGUUAACUGUUUUCGGCACAUUUACUUUUAGUCUGCGUCUGACGACGACCUGGGGAACCGGCGUCGAAAAUUCACGCAAUAAAGUACCUUUUCCCAAAGAACGCCUCUGCCUUCAACAUAUAUAUAUCUAACGGUAGAGGGACUUUUAUCGAUAGUUUUUACGGAACUUACUCGUCUCGUUGUGCCUUACGGGCUCUCUCACGUGCCUCAAACAGCAGCCGCAAGGCGGCGCAUGAUGUAAGCAGAAUGUUACUACCGACAAAGACAAGGGAGACUGGAAUGGCCAUUUUUGGCUUCGUAGUUGUCGUCAGCUAGUCAUACCCGACCCGUAGCUCAAUGUUUAGAGGCGUUGGACAUCGAACUAAUAGGUCGCGGGACCGACCCUCAGGUGUUUCGCACUUCGGGGUUGGGUAUGACUGGCUGACGACGGCUAAUAAGCCAAAAAUGUCUAUUCCAGUCCCCCUCGUCUUUGUCGGUAAUAAAAUUCUGCUUAUAUCGUGCGCCGAUGCAUGAGACAACAGGAAUCAAAAGAAAGGGACAAGGAACUAGAUUGUUCCGAUCAGGCACCAAAGCCAAGAAGUUGGCGAACGCUUCCUUACAUUAAGAAUGUGUCUGAACUCGUUGAAAAACAUCUGAGGAAGCACCAAAUACAAUUGGCGGACAGACCGACGACUACGCUAUGCAAUCAGCUUGUGCACCCCCAAAGUUAGGGUUGGCUAUUUGGAUGAAAAAAGGUAGUCUAUUUGAUUCCAUGUGGCACUUGUAAUGCGGUAUAUUGUGGGCAAACCGGAAAAUCAGCCUCCACACCCCUACAGGAACACCAAUUGGCAGUAAAGAGGCGGGACCACCUAUCCCAAGUCGCCGCGCAUACUCUAGAAACUGGGUACAAAUUUGCUCAGGAUAAAACACGCAUUGUCGGUUCCUGUCCAUAUAAGAAAGGCAGGGAAUUUCUAGAGGCCAUCCCCUUUAUGGUCCAUCGAUCUGGACGUCAUGUACACAAAUCUCAAAGAAAACGGAAAAGAUGAUAGCCAAUCAAAACGUGACGUCAGCCCUCCUCGGCACCGACAAACCAAUAUCGAUUUUUCGUGCAUGGCUAAAUUUUAACUGUUUUUCACACUUUCUACUAGUCUGACGACGACCUGGGGAACCAACGUCGAAAAUUUACGAAAUAAUGUUUGUUCGAUUUCCCAAAGGACUAAUUUUUCUUCGAAUUAUGUUUCUUGGGAUGCCUGUCUUCCAGUACAUGCACAUAUAUAUAUAUAUAUGCUGGAAAACGGGCAUCCCAAGAAAUUUAAUUGAAAAUAAGUAAGAUUCUUUGGGAAGGGAAUAAACUUUAAUGAGUAAAUUUUCGAGUCUGGUUCCCCAGCUCGUCGUCAGACUUUUGGGCAAUGUACAAAAACAGUUAACUAUUUAACCGUGUCAAACAAGUGAUUCUAUGGUUGGCCGAAGUCUGCGCCAAUGCGCGUCAACGCGAAUUCCUGAAAGCAAUGCACUCAGAUGAGGCAUGCAUCAAUCGGCAUAUCGAUCUAGAUGCCACAUACAAAUUUCUCAAGGACAAGUGGAAGCGAGCGCAGCCAAUGCCGAGGGGAUGACGAAAUCGUUGACGCGCAUUGGCGCAGAUUUCGGCCAACCAUAGAAUCACUUGUUUGACACGGUUAAAUAGUUAACUGUUUUUGUACAUUGCCCAAAAGUCUGACGACGAGCUGGGGAACCAGACUCGAAAAUUUACUCAUUAAAGUUUAUUGCCUUCCCAAAGAAUCUUACUUAUUUUCAAUAUAUAUAUAUAUAUGCAUGAUCGGUGUGCGCCCAUUCCUGAUUGAGUGAAUAAAUACCCGAUCUGCAGCGACAGAGAAUGGCAGGUGGCGAGGCACUGAUGAACUUCGGUUCGAUGAAGUGCUUAUGACCCAUCUGGUAGACCCCACUGGUGGACCAGCUGCGCCAGGUGCGUCUGAGCGCAUGUUUGUGUUUCCGGUACCAGCUGGUGGUCAGGGUUAUGAUUGGCUGAAUGAAGGCAAACAAGCCCGAAACAGUGCUGUAUCAAUCUACCCCCAGACUCUGUCGUCUCCCCUCUGCUAUCAUAGCUUGGCCGACUUCGGCCUGGUAGGUGGUUGCCUGUUCGUGACCCCUAUCGCCCAUACGAAGCUUGUUUGCUUCGGGAAGCCAAUGGAUCGGUGUGCGCUCAUUCCUGUGUGAAUAUAUAUAUAUAUAUAUGUGUUGAAAUCAAAACGUUCUUUGGGAAAGGGAGAAAACUUUAUUAAGUAAAUUUUCGACGUCGGUUCCCCGUGUCGUCGUCAGACUAGAGUAAAUGUGCUGAAAACAAUUAAAAUUUCAAACGUGCUACAAAAUCAAUACUCAUUUGGUGCCUCAGCUAGUAAGCUGCCGUCGUGUGUGUCAGUCCGUAUUGAUCGGCUUUCGUCUCUUCCACUUUUCUCUGAGAUUCUUGUACGUGGCAUCUAAUUCGAUAUGCCUGUUGAUGCAUGACUCAUCGGAGUGCAUGGCUUCAAGAAACUCUCGGCCUGUGAUGCCUUAUAUUGUGACCAAACGGGAAAAUGUGCCUCUACACGCAUCCACGAACAUCAACUUGCAGUUAAGAGGCGAGACCACUUGUCUCAAAUGGCCAUGCACACUCUUGAUACUGGGCACAAUUUCGCAUGGGACAAAACUCGCAUCGUCGGAGUUUGCCCAUCUAAAAAAGGCCGAGAGUUUCUUGAAGCCAUGCACUCCGAUGAGUCAUGCAUCAACAGGCAUAUCGAAUUAGAUGCCACGUACAAGAAUCUCAGAGAAAAGCGGAAGAGACGAAAGCCGAUCAAUACGGACUGACACACACGACGGCAGCUUACUAGCUGAGGCACCAAAUGAGUAUUGAUUUUGUAGCACGUUUGAAAUUUUAAUUGUUUUCAGCACAUUUACUCUAGUCUGACGACGACACGGGGAACCGACGUCGAAAAUUUACUCAAUAAAGUUUUCUCCCUUUCCCAAAGAACGUUUUGAUUUCAAUUUAUAUUUCUUGGGAUGCCUGCGUUCCAAUAUAUAUAUGUAUAUGGCAAUAUGCGUGAAGAUGCGAGGUCCAGAUAUAUUACCGUGUAUAUCAUCCCCCGAGGAAGACGAAGAAGAGAAAUCGAUUUCAUGGACCAGGUUGUAUUCAGACUGACGUUUCGGAAACACACUCGUUUCCAUCAUCAGAGUCGUGUGUGUGUGUGUGUGCAUAUAUGCAGAAUAACAUUGCCGACAAAGACGAGGUGAGAUUCGGUGUCGUAUAAGUUUUCGGGACUGGUUCCCCGGCUCGUCAUCAGACUCAUGGGCCAUGUACAGAAACAGUUAAAUAUUUAGCCGUGUCGAACAAGUGAUCCUGUGUUUGGCCGGAUUUCGCGCCAAUGCGCGUUAACCGUAUUUCGUCACCUCGGCAGCAGUCACCAUGGAGGGUGGGGGGCUCACUACUAACCUGACUAAUUAUUGAUAAACGUUUCGCCUGUCACGGACGUUAAAUGCUUCUUCCAUGGGAGUCUUCCUUUUAUUUUUCAUGUCAUUAUCUCCCACCUUGACUUUUGUUUCAUCGUCGUAAAGUUACUGGUUUGCUUGACUCUCACUCUGCCCCGCAGGAUGUUAAUCCAACACCAACUGACAAUGUCAGAAGUCCUCAUCUUAUUUCUGCCGGCGUGGACAGCAAGGCAACAACUGCAUUCCCUGCCGCUCGACCCGACGGCGAGUCGAAAUCCAGGCCACGUCCUGUAAGCUAUAUUCCAUGUUCUCCUACCUGUCAUGAUAAACGCAUGUUUGAUACUAAAACGACGUUCAUAUUGUUAGGUCGAAAUUCUAACUGUUUGUAGGUUUCCCUAACUGCCUUCUAUAAACCAUCAUACCUCAGUCCGUUCUACGGCCACAUCAUCAUCAUCAUCAUCAUCAUCAUCAUCAUCAUCAUCAUCAUCAUCAUCAUCAUCAUCAUCAUCAAUCUCAUUUACUUUUACUACUAGUCGCUGUGCGACUUCGCGACUGCAGUGAUAAUAGCUUAACGAACGUAACUUUCUCAAGACGGAAUGUGAUUCCCCCUUAUUAAGCGGCACGAUUCAAGUGAAAAGUGGGAGAUUCCGGCCGAGGAGAUCGAGAAGGGCCCACGCAUUGGAUCGGGAUCCUUUGGAACCGUAUUCAAAGGUUACUGGCAUGGAAACGUUGCGAUUAAGGAACUGAACGUGAUCGACCCCACCCCCUCUCAAUUGAAAGCCUUCAAGAAUGAGGUCCACGUUCUCAGGUAUGUAGUGAUUCCCCGUAUCUCCUUGUUUUACGUGGGUCAUCCGCAGCCAUUUGCCAUCAGAGUUUUUUAUGAGUUUACUGAGAGUGGGUUCAGGCUUUGAUAAAUAGGACCUCUCAGGUUGUAUCUUCUACUUCGAACUGACCGACUUUAUUCUGGUUUUCUCGAGAGGGCAACUUGCCUAACAAAAUUUGCCGAUGCUUUUAGGUUCCAUUAUGCUACCUUGAAGUUAUGACUUCUGAUCGCCGAUCAUAAAAGAAACCCGAAUUAUUGUGCCCUGAGAGAAAUACGGCGAACCAUUAUUCUUGACUGUUUUAUCUUCCACUUGCUCUCCGCCCCAUUGUGGAACGUUAAAUACAGCACAUUGCCAGCUCCGGACACCACCUUUCCGUCGGAUGAUAACGGAAGUUUGGCAGAUUUGAUGUUUGGUUUUCAUUCUUGGUUGUCAACACCAAAGCGUGCCUUGUUUCACGUAGCGGAGGGAUGCCUUGGCUGGUCCACCAAUUUUGUUUUAAAUUCUAAACAGAAGGCACCAGCCUCGUGGACUUCAGCUGCAUGAUAAAGUCCAGUUUUAGUGGCUGCUCACUUAGACUACCGUGCUUGGUACAUGACAGUUAUUCUUUCUAGCCUAUGGUCUUUUGGCAGAACCCAUGCGGAACGCAUCAUCUGUGCAACAGCCGUUUGUGUUUUGUUUGUCCACAUUUAGCCUUUUAUUCCAUUACACGAAGUCAGCGGUAGCUUUUGCUGUUGUCUAAGCUAUCUCUUUUCUGAAGCACCAACACCACAAAUAACACUGCAAAUAACUUUCUUAUUUGAAGUUGUCAUUUGGGCAAAUCCGAUCUUAGUUUUUUGAUUUCGAUUUCCUGACAGGUGAGAUAUCCGACGAAACAAGAUGGGGAUAUACAGAUGCUUUGAAGUUCGGUAGGGGACAUGACAGAGAUCGACUCGUUAACAAGUCCCUUUGUCGAUAGUUUGACAUCCAGGCUCAAUAGGUAAUUGGGCAAGAAUUGGCAAAUGAGGUAAUACCUGAUAAAUGAAACUCGGCCCUCCUCGUUGCUGCAUAAGCGUCCUCGAUUUUGCCGUAAAGGUCAUUGCAAUUGCAUCGGUCAGGCCGUUAACAGAUGCGCAUAAUGCAGUGAUGUAGACAAAUCAUAAAUUCCGUGACGAGUUGGUUAAAUAGCAUUACUGCAACAUCUCCAAUCUUAUCAUAGCCACCAGCAGCCAGCAUUUGUCUGCACUGUCUGUAGGAUUUACUUCCGUUAGUCAUGAGUCUUAGUGCCAGAUAACAAAACUAGAUGGUUUACUGACAGAAAUUCUUGUUGUGUUUAAAGCAUUUGAUCACCGCACCAGUGUCUGGAUCCUUGUCCAUUGGUCAUUUAUUCAGCCAGAAUGCCUCCUGUCGAUUAACCUAUUUAGCUGCUUUAGGAACCCAAUUUUUCACGCUUCUUUUGAUAUUAAGCUUGCUCCUGGACGUCGACUGGUCGCACCGAUUAAACUGAUGUAGUACUUUUUCUAGCAUUUACUGCAGUGUCUUGGAUUAGCGAGAUAUCCUGGUUAGUUAGUUCAUCAUCCAACACGGCAAAAACCGCAGUAUUCUGGAGACACACCGACCAACAGAAGACACCCCAAUAGUUGUUGGCAGAUUGGAGAGGUUGCCAUUUUCAAAUAUCUUGACGCCAUACUACUGCCAAACAAAGUGACUGAUAACGGUAUUGUCAUCCCGAUCAAUGCCAUUGGAAUAUUUCGAUGGAUGCAAAUCCUUUUAUACCAGCUAUCCGUCCAGUAAUUCUGCGACUUAGAAUACGAGGAUAUGCGCGCAUAAAUUGAGAGGGUGGAAGUAUUCGUCUACCGUUGCUUGAGAAUGGCCCAAAAUAUCAGAGUGCGUGGUUACUGUGCCAACCUUUCAAGAUUUUUUUAAGCCACCCAGAAAAGCUGACUCAAGAAAUUUGAACAUAUUGCCUGUCGUCAAUUCCAUGAACUCGAUGACCCUGUACAACAUCCGUUUCCGUCCCACCAUUGAGGGCUAGGAAGAAGCGGUAAGCUCAAAACCUUAGUCGAAAAUCCAUCAAGAUGUUAAAGUGCUUUAGAGGCCCUCCAUGUUUGGUGCCUGCCGCCAGAGCGAGGCUUUGUUCGACGGCACCGCCUUGUCUGCUGUAGAUUGCUGUUCGUAGAUUAACACACCAAUAGUCCCUUUAAAAUGGCCGAAUCAGAUAUAAUGACAAAUAAACUGUAGGGCUCUUACUUCCAACACAUACUCGAUCCAUAUAGUGAUCAUUAGCCAUUUCUCAAAUUUUGUCAGGACCUUGGGUUUUCCUUUUUUUAAGGAAGACAAGCCAUGUCAACAUCCUGCUGUUUAUGGGUUGCGUCUCAAAACCGCGCCUGGCCAUCAUUACACAGUGGUGCGAGGGUUCUAGCCUCUACAAACACGUCCACGUACUGGAGAAACGCUUUGAUAUUGAGGAGAUGGUGGACGUCUCCCGUCAGACAACGCAAGGCAUGGAGUAAGUUUAAUCUACCCUGUUCGCAUUCCUCUAUCCAGAGCUUUGACUGCUUUCUUCCAUCUUAUGAUUAGUCAGAUUUCGCCCUUCUUGGUAGUUCCAUGUACUGCAUUUGUGCUGCCCCCUGUAACGUUCUUUUAACCCUCCGUGUAUGCUAUCCACUUUACUGUUUAGUUAUCUUCAUGCAAAAAACAUCUUACACCGGGAUCUUAAGUCAAGCAACAUUUUCCUGCAUGAGCGUAUCGUGAAGAUUGGCGAUUUCGGUUUGGCAACAAUGAAGACUCACUGGUGGAAGGGUGGGUCUCGUCAGCCCACUGGUUCCAUCUUCUGGAUGGUAAGUUUCCCUUCUCCGAACAUUGCCGAACAGUUAUACUCCUGUGUACUUACAACUGUGACAAUUCACUUUUUGUCACCUCUGAGUUCUCGGGAUACAAUUCUGCAUAGUACUAUGUUUCGCAUGUUGGAACUCUCAGGCUUGCCAAUGACCUUUUGAAUACAAAGGCCAAGACCUUUUGCACAGAAUUUGUACUCCUUCCCCUCAUCGAUACUGAUUCCCAAACCGUGUAGAUUUUCCACCACGUAAUUUUUUUGUAACCAUCUCCUUGUUCCUGAUUUUAUUGCUUAUGUGACCAAUUACAAUGCUUGCAUUUAGGUAAACCGUUUUACUUUCCCUCUCUCUCUUGCCCAGGCGCCCGAGGUGAUCCGACUUGAAGGCGAAACGCCGUACACUAAUCUGUCUGAUGUUUACGCGUUUGGAAUUGUUGUCUACGAGUUGAUCACCGGUCAACUACCUUUUCGUGGACACCACGAUCGCGACCAGAUCCUCUUCUUGGUUGGCAAGGGCCUCCUGAAGCCAGAUCUUUCAAUAGUUCGCUCAGAUGUCCCUGCCGAACUGCGUCGCAUAGUCGCUGAGGCCUGUAGUUUCAAUCGUGACGAUCGCCCUUCCUUUUCACAGGCAAGUCUACAUCUGCGCCUAUUUUUGCUGUCUCUCGCAUCCCCACUGUCUCCUGCAUAUAUCAUUCUUUCCUGAGCUCGCCUAUCAGGGAGUUCAUAUUGGCUGGAAAUGCCGUCCACUAAGACGUUAAACAUUGAUGAGGACCAGUAAAUGUAUGGGAGUAAGAGAGUUUAGGAAGGAGGCCUCACAAUGGGGUAAUGCUGUUGGUUCCACGCGUUGUCGCCCAUUUGCAAAUAAGGCGGCUCCACAGACUGGGUGUCCUCUUUCCAGGCGCAGUGCUUUCACGUUACUGCUAGAAUCGCCCUACUCAGCCUGUGCUAUGCCUCGUAGACAUUGGUUUUUAAGGGCGACCUGUUUAUGCAUUUCCCCAUUUCUCAUUUGUCGGUUGUACCGUGUUUAAAACAGUGUCGGUUGAAGCACCAGCGUUCUACACCGUAUCCGUCCAUCAAUCUAAAGUCGUGUCACCUGCGAAGAUGUCGUACCCUGGGGUGGACUACGUCUAGCUUAUCUGGCAUCUGUAGGUGAAGAAUUUUGUACGUGGAUCCAGGUAUUAUCAGUGACUGUCUGGCUUUGGGCUGAUUCAGAGGUAGGCUGCAUUUGAACGUGUAAUCCCGUAGUUCACUGGGGUUGUCCCUCAUUGAUAAUGCAAACCUUGCCUGAGUACUCGGGGACAUUUCACGACACAGCCUGCCACUUGGGAUUAUAUCCUCCCCCAGCAUCUGGAUACUGUUAGAACUUCUUCACCCUACGUUUUGUCUGAUCUCUUGGAACGCUUUAACGCUAACUUAGCCCAGAAACUGGAACGCUGUCAAUUCAGUAUAUUAAAUAAAUAGGUCUGCUGGACUUUAAGUUGUUUAUACCUCGCAUCCCAAAUUUGGCCUCGUUCUUCGAAAAUGCUCGGUAUAAAAUCAUCAUCAAUACUGCAGUGAUGCCAAGAGUGCUUACAGUUUUAGAGUAGAAGCCACGAAACUGUUCGACACCCCUUUGCAGGUAAUACGCCAGUGUUAUUUCACGAAAGUGGGCCGUUUUGAGGCACUGCUAAAGUCUAAGCGUCCUGCCAUACCAACGCUUUUCCACUCGAGUCACAAACCCAUGGACAUAUUCACAGUCAAAGACAAUCUUAUCAUCAUGUCAGCAGGGUCCCACAACCUAGUUUAGUUUGCGUAUACCUCGGUGACGACCGGGCCUGCCUACCAUUGGAUUCUGCAUCAAGACACCCGGCUUUGGACGAUGUUCCCCUUUGUAUUUGUUUAGCAAACGCCUCAAUAUGGCAAACAAAGGCACACCUUCUUCUGCGAGUUACCCAGUCCUUCAGUGGGGCAGCAGCUAAGCUGCAUGAUACUGCCAAAUGCGCUGGUGAGCCGUCUACCACAACUCUGUUUUACUUGCUCAGUUGUCUGCCACCCACAGCCGAGACCAUUUAUCCAGCAACCGCAUCAAAAGCUAAAAGACUUCUUUACGGAUAGUCGCUGUUAUCAAAGUUGACUGUUUUUCUUUUCAACGUACGUUUACUGUACCGCAGCUACACGAACGCCUCGACGAGUUCUACAGGUCGCUUAAAAAGCUGCAUCGUUGCUACUCAGAACCGAGCAUUAAACGGGCAGUGGAUGCAUUCGCCAAGGAGGAGGUUGUUAAUCCCGGUUUCCUGCGCAUUCUUCCCAAAAUUGAUCCACCACCGGCUCACCACCCGCUGGGCGGCGGCAGCAGCGGCCUUCCGUCAAAAGGCCACCAAUCGCCAGCCCGACCAUCCGGUUUCGGCGUCUUCUUUCACGCCGGCGGUGGUGGAAGCGGGCAAGGAGAGGUCGCAGGUGCCCGCGACGGUAGUUGCGUCACCGCCGACCACCGACCCGCGGAUCAUGUCCCAGCAGCCAGUAAUCCAGCCCCAGGGGAAAUCCAGCGCUGA
Spirometra erinaceieuropaei is the source of this 13307-nucleotide messenger RNA. Lineage: Eukaryota; Metazoa; Platyhelminthes; Cestoda; Diphyllobothriidea; Diphyllobothriidae. The record is from the annotation of a GenBank genome assembly.